Molecule: messenger RNA, 645 nt
Organism: Lathyrus sativus (Indian pea)
Lineage: Eukaryota; Viridiplantae; Streptophyta; Magnoliopsida; Fabales; Fabaceae
Source: the annotation of a GenBank genome assembly
AUGUAUGCUUCUACUUCCUUCACUUCAUCACUCCUCCAUGAGCUUCUUGCAGAAUCUCACACCAGAAGGUUACUCUUCCAAGGCCCUAUUGAUCAUCAUCCACUAAACAACCACAAUUCAACCGACUCGUAUUUUGGAGUUCGUGAAUUUGAUUCUAAUGUUGUGAUGAUACUUGCAGUGUUAUUGUGUGCUUUUAUUUGUUCACUUGCAUUAAACUCCAUCAUAAGAUGUGCCUUAAGAUUUUCCAACGAAGCCAUCAACAACAACCAAGCUUCACAACAGUUGGCUAAUAAAGGAAUCAAGAAGAAAGCUCUCAAAAAGCUCCCCACAUUGAACUAUUCAACUGAGUUGAAACUACCAGGUUUGGAUACUGAGUGUGUCAUAUGUCUCUCUGAGUUCGCAAAUAGUGAAAAGGUAAGGAUUUUGCCUAAAUGUAACCAUGGUUUUCAUGUUUGUUGCAUUGACAAAUGGCUAAAGAAACACUCAUCAUGUCCCAAGUGUAGACAAUGUCUUCUUCAAACAUAUCGAAAGGUUGGUGAGUCACAGGUGCAACCAAUUGUGUUGCCAUUACCAGAAAUCACUAUAAGGAUCCAACCACUAGAGCAUGAAGCGGUUGAACGUAGCUAUAGGGAGGAAAGAAGAUAA